Tilletiopsis washingtonensis is the source of this 3726-nucleotide messenger RNA. RefSeq names its product P-loop containing nucleoside triphosphate hydrolase protein. NCBI's taxonomy places the organism in Eukaryota, Fungi, Basidiomycota, Exobasidiomycetes, Entylomatales. The record is from RefSeq and is a predicted model, not a curated record. Gene Ontology annotation, biological process: double-strand break repair via homologous recombination. Gene Ontology annotation, molecular function: single-stranded DNA binding; damaged DNA binding. Gene Ontology annotation, cellular component: Smc5-Smc6 complex; site of double-strand break; nucleus. The transcript has 21 exons. Bases 83 to 3607 code for a protein of 1174 amino acids.
CCGCGUGUCGGUCUCUCCUUCUUCCUCCACCGUCACCUCUCCCUCACACUCUCUUCUCUCCCGCCUCCUUCCUCGGCGCCGAAUGUCGCGCAAGCGGCUAAGCGCGGCCUCGGACUCCGAGUCCGAGGCCGGACCCUCGUCGGGCCCUUCCACGAAGCGCGCACGCACCAGCGCAACGUCCGCCUUCUCGACUAUCGCACCGCGCCGCCCGCCCAGCAGCAGCGCAGAGGAGGACGAGAUGAAGUCGGGCUCUGAGGUCAGCAUGGACGAGUACGAGGAGGAAGAAGAGGAGGAUGAGCCCGUCGCGCGCCGCAACGGCGUCGCGAACGGCAAGCAGCGUGCGAGCCGUCAGGCGACGGGCGACGGGGACGACGCAGACGAGGGCGCAGACAGCGACGAAGACGAGCCGCUGGAGGAGGCGGAGAGGAGCCAGGACGACAUCGAGCUCGAGCGGGAUAUUGCGGAGGAGAUUCAGGCGAGCCACAGGACGCCCGGAAACGUCGCCGAGAUGGGUGUCAUCGAGAAGGUCGACGUGACCAACUUCAUGUGCCACAACCGCCUCACGAUCAGGCUGGGCCCGCAGAUCAACUUCGUCAUCGGACACAACGGCAGCGGCAAGAGUGCGAUCCUCACGGCGAUCACAAUCGCGCUCGGCGGCAAGGCCACGUCGACGGACCGCGGCAAGAGCCUCAAGAGCUUCGUCAAGGAGGGCAAGGCCGGAGCGCUAGUCGAGCUUACGCUCAAGAACCGCGGCAGCGAGGCGUUCAAGCCGGAGCUGUACGGCAAGUCGAUCACCAUCGAGCGCCGCAUCAACGCCGACGGCGGCGGCGGCUGGAAGAUCAAGAGCGACACGGGCCGCGUCGUGAGCACCAAGCGCGACGAGCUCAACGCCAUCUGCGACCACUCGAACAUCCAGGUCGACAAUCCGAUGAACGUGCUGAGCCAGGACAACGCGCGCCAGUUCCUCAGCGCCUCGCACGCAGCCGAGAAGUACCAAUUCUUCCUGCGCGGCACGCAGCUGACGCAGCUGGCCAACGAGUACGAGGUGGUCAAGACGAACAUCGCAAAGAUCAGGUCCGUCGUCGAGCGCAAGAAGCAGGUGCUGCCGGACCUCGAGACGCGCGCGCGCGAGGCCACGGCGCGCUACGACACGAUCCAGAAGCGCCGCGAGCAGGCCGAGAAGCUCGAGACGUACAGGAGCACCUAUGUGUGGGCGCAGGUGGCCGCCAAGGAGGACGAGCUCGAGGCCGUCGUGAGCACCAUCGUCAAGGCGGAGGACAAGCUCAAGAAGCAGGAGAGCAAGCUUGCAGAGGCAGAGGCCAAUGAGGCGAAGGAGAACGAGAUCCUGAGCGCCCUCGAUGUGCGCAUCAAUGAGGCGCGCGCACGCGACACGGGCCUCAAGGACGAGAUGGACGCGCUCAAGGAGCAGAGCAAGAAGGCGAAGGACAAGCAGCGCGACAUCAUGGCGCACGAGGGGCAGCUGAGCAGCCAGUUCACACGGCAGCGCAGCACCGUGGAGGACCUGCAGACUCGCAUCGACGACGAGGCGACGCGCAUGUCGGACGGCAACCGCGCCAAACGACAGGCGCUCGAGGCGCAGCAGCAGCAGGCGAUCGCGGACCGCAAAGCGCUGGAGCGCAAGCAAGUGGAAUUGGGCGAGGAGCUGUACAAGAUCGAGCGUGAUCUUGCCGGUGUCACGGCCCGCGAGCGCGAGACCGCAGCGGGCCGCGACCGCUUGCGAACGCGCGUAGCAGAGGCGCAGACGCUGCAGGAUCGUCUGCGCUCGGCGCGAGGCAAUCGCCUUGCCGCCUACGGCCCCAACAUCCCGCAGCUGAUGCAGUCCAUCGAGCGCGAGAAGGGCUGGCGCCAGAAGCCGGUCGGUCCGAUUGGCGUACACCUCAAGCUCAAGGACAUGGAGUGGGCACCCGUGCUCGAGAGCGUCAUCGGCAACACGCUGAACGCCUUCUGCGUGACGAACCACCACGACCGUCGGCUGCUGGAGAACCACAAGCGCCGCACAAACAACCCCUUCGUCUCGAUCCUCACGGGCAGCGACGAGCCGUUUGACUUCUCGCACGGCGAGCCGCCGGAGGACAUUGCCACGAUCCUGCGCGUGCUCGACAUCGACAACGACUUUGUCAUGCGCCAGCUCGUCAACGCCGUGCACAUCGAGCGUGCUGCCCUGGUGCCGCGCCGUGUCGACGGCGACACUCUGAUGCGCGCACGUCGUCCCAACGUGCAGUUCGCCUUCUCGAAGGACAUGUAUCGCAUUUCCGGCGGCGACCAGGGCUCGGCCACACAGACGCUCAACCCCCACAAGGGCCCGCCGCGUCUGUCGUCGGACGUGACCGCCCAGCUGGCGCAGGCGCAGGAGGAGCAGCGCCAGGCCGGCGAGGAGCUUCAGGCUGCCGAUGCCGCUCUGCGCAGCAUCGGCGAGGAGCGCCGCGCCCUGCAGGAUGCGGCGCAGAAGAUCAAGCGUGAGCUGCCUCAGAUCAAGAAGCAGAUCAACGCGCGUGUCGACGACGAGGCCCGGCUGGCCGAAGACAUGCGCGAGGACGAGCCGAUGAACGUGGCUGCGCUCGAGGAGGCCAAGCAGGAGGCCAACGACCAGAUGGAGACGAUCAAGCGCCAGUUCGAGGAGGUGCAGCGCGAGAAGGAGAAGAGCAUAGAGGAGCUGCGUCCGCUGACCGAGAAGCUGGACGCGCUCAAGGCACAGAGUCGCGAGUACAGGGACACGCUCGAGGCAGGCAAGGCGCCGAUGCUCGAGGCUAUCAAGAGGCGCCUUACCGCCCAGACACACAACACGCACUGGAAGACGGAGAUCGCCGAGCAGAAGAAGAAGAUUGCCAAGCUGCAGGAGCAGUCCACCGAAGUGCAGGAGAAGCUCGACGAGUUCACCACCUCGGCCGAGGCCUUCGAGGCGGAGCGCCCCGAUGACAUUAGCCACCAGCCCGAGUGGUACAGCCGCCAAAUCAUCGCUAUCGAGAAGCAGCUCGCAGAAGCUGAGCGUCUUGAGGGUCAGAGCGUCGAGGACAUCGUGGCCGAGGUCACGGCUUCGAGCAAGGCCUUCAUGAACGCCAAGACUGAGCUUGCAGGCUUCGCCUCGGCCAUCAAGCACCUGGACGCGGCGCUCAACACGCGUCUGUCCAAGUGGCACUACUUCCGCAAGAACAUCGCGCUGCGUGCCAAGGGCCAGUUCACCUACCAUCUGUCCAACCGCGGCUACACUGGCUCGCUCGACUUCAACCACGAGGCGGGCAAGCUGCGCCUUCGCGUGCAAACGGAGGACUCGGCGAAGCAGCAGCGCGACAAGGACCCCAAGUCGCUCUCGGGCGGCGAGAAGUCCUUCUCGACCAUCUGCCUGCUGCUGGCCCUCUGGGAGGCCAUCGGCUGCCCCAUCCGCUGCCUCGACGAGUUCGACGUGUUCAUGGACGCUGUCAAUCGCCGCAUCUCGUCAAAGAUGAUCAUCGACGCCGCCAAGACGGCGCAGGGCGUCCAGUACAUCCUCAUCACGCCUCAGAGCAUGGCCAACCUCACGCUUGGCAAUGCCGUGCGCGUCCACAAGCUUGCCGACCCCGAACGCAACCAGGGCACGCUGCAGGGCUGAGCCGCGCUCGCGCCGCGCUCGCCCCCGGCCCGGCCCUUUCCCGUCCCACACGCCGCUGCGACCCCUCAUCAUCUGUACCGCUACGCCAUCAUCCGGCUCACUGUGUCACCAUCUACUAC